Messenger RNA from Amoebophrya sp. A120, 4291 nucleotides. Lineage: Eukaryota; Dinophyceae; Syndiniales; Amoebophryaceae. The record is from the annotation of a GenBank genome assembly.
AUAAGCAUACUAGACACGACGGAGCAAAAAAAAAAAACAGAAACUGAGUGUAACUAAAGAUAAAGUCCGUCGUCCGUAUAGGAUCUAUCGGAACUGCGCGUCUUCUGUAGAGGAUGACCAUUAUCAUUGUGAUGUCGCAAAGCAUAUAAGCAAAUUUUGUUUUCUGAUGUCUACUUCCGCUCCGGUUUGUGGAAAUUUAUCUUGUAAAACCUAAGCCAGAACAAGAAUCUCCUACGUCUGACUCUGAGCACGUACUCUGCGUGGUCGCGACGGGGCAGAUUUUAUCUGGAUGAUGAGAGCAGCACAUCUACCAUUCGUGUUUUCUUUUUCUUUUACUUUUUCCCACGAAUGGCGAACGCAAAUCAUCCCAUUGCGUCACCAAAAAAAAUGCUAAGCUCGUCUGAGAAUGCUACCUCACCAGAAGAGACAGUACUAGAGAGUCCUCCUACAACCACUGCAUGUGAUCAUGUAGAUGAAAGUGAGAACAAUAUUACAUCCAAGAUGAAGGAACAAGUAUCGGAGCCGCGUGGUUUUACUGCACCUAGUACUUCGACCACUGCACAACCACUUUCCAACAGCAACAUCAAGCUGACCAGCCUCGCGGUCGCCCUGAUCGCCUUCCCGUGUUUGACCGUGAUCCAGGUCAUCGCGCGCAUCGAAAACAGCGACCGCGAAAACCGGUCCGAGGCGGUGUUUCCCGAAACCCCCGGGGUCGGCACACCGCCGAUAAGUUUGUUGUUUACCAAAACGGUGUUUCUGCGCUACUGGACGCUGAUCUGCUUCUCCUGCAUCAGUCUCGGCAUCGUGCUGCAGAGCUUCUUUAUCCGAGCGCGCCACUUGAAGGCCGUGGCGCUGCUGGAAGAUGUGGACGAGAAAGUGCUUUUUGGAAGAUUUUUUGCAGCAGGUUCAGCUUCAGCCCCCGCUGACCAAGGUCGUGUUAUUGAUGACGAGACGACUGCAGGAGUCUCCUUUUCAACGAUAGCGCCUCCGGACGAAGAUGCGACCGUUGGGACGACGACGAAGAAGAACAAAGGUGAUAAGUAUGGAACAGCUGCCGCGUCAGCACAAAUUGAUAAGUAUGAACUGCAAAAGUAUCGUACUCGUAUAAAUGCAUGACAAAUUAUUUUCUCAGCAUGAGAAAUAAAAUGUGUAUUGCGGAUUUACCAUAACAAAAAGAUUUGUAUAUGCGUGACCGCAAAUACUACGAGUACGAUACGUUUGCACAGGAUGAUAAGGGUAAUUACGACGACGAUCCUGUGAUCAAUCUGAAGCUGCAACGGGUCGUGGGUUUGAAGAGAAAAAAUAGCUGUUCAUCCUCCUGCUCUUCGCGGCGGCGCUCGCUACAGCCCCGAGUUCAAGCAAUAAUUGCCACCGCGAGCCCCCGAAGAAAUUGCUUGGUCGCAGUACGACAAGGUCAGCAUCUUCAUGCACCCCGUGGGCCGUCGUCGUCGAGCACGAGUCGAAGCGCUGUCGGUGGUCUUUCAACCCGGGCCCAGCAGCUGCAGCAGAGACGGAGGAAUAGCCCACCACCUGAUGCUGGCCGUGACGAAGAUGCACCCGGGGAUCCUCGUGGGGGAGAGGUUGUCAUCUCACUUGCCAACAUCAACAACUCGCAGCCCAGCAUCACCCCGUUCUCGCCCGGAACGGUAAGCCAGGCGUCGACGACUGUUGACGACAUUCCGUACCGGAAAACGCGGGAAGCAGCAGGGCAGAUGAAAAGUGAAAAAAACCGCUCAACAUCUUCGGUGCAAGCCCAACCUUGCUGUUGUUCCAUUCCGCGGAGGCCGCAGGAGGCACGAGCUGGUGGUGCAGUCGAUAGUGGCAGAGAAAAGCAAGAUCACGAAGAUCAAGAGGAGGACCUGCCAGACGAAAAUAAUCAGACUUGGGUUUGCGUUGGGCUCAGCAAGCCACAGGAAGAAACAGCGCGCGCGGCUGAAAGUUGUACAACCCAUGAACAACCUGCUCCGACGCAACACCAGAGUCAGUUUCUCUUCACGCGGCCCGAAGCGGAGCUGGCGAUCCAGCGAAACCACAAAGCGCUACUGAUUUCCGCUACCGGGUUGUUUCUGCUCGCGUUUUUUCCCUGGCCGGAGAAGGCGAUGGAGGACGCAGAGGGGAACUUCGUGCACACGCAAGAGAUAUGGACCGCAAAAGUAUCGUACUAGUAUGAAUCGCAAUACAAAUUGGCUUGGCCUUACAAAUCAAAUUUGUAAUGCGGAUUUACCUAACCAACUAGAUUUGUAGUGCAUAACUGCGAUGACUACGAGUGCGAUAGUUUUGCACAGGAUAAGAGAACAGCUUCCAGCUCAUCGUGCACGCUGUAGCCGCGCAGACCUUUUUCUUCGCGGCAUCCGUGCACGUGUUUGGCGUGUGGUGGCUGAUGCGAGGGCUCUUCUUUCAGUUUGAAAGGACGACGAGGACUACUACAACUGCAGGAGGACGAGGUGCGACGUCAUUUUCGUCAUCGUUCAGCACGAGCGGUGAAGCGGUCAUGGAGCCGGGUGGAAAUUAUAGUGGAACUAGUACCAGCAAGAACGUCUAUGCAGUCGGGCUUCACGACGACGACGACCAGAAUCAUUAUAGCGAGAAGGUUUCAAGUCCAGGAAAUAACCUCCAGCCUCUCAAGGAACAUUCGAGUACUCUCGCGGGACCAACUAGUAGCGCUGGUGGGGAAGAUGUCGAGUCGCGACCACCCGCCGUGGUUGAAGUGUGGGAAGAUCAUGCGGUUUCGCCGAACUCCGGAUCCAAGGAGGAGGACAUGAAAACAGCAAUAGACGAUGGACAACGGGGUGGACAACUACAUGUUCUUCUUGACGGUGCUCUUACACAGGAAUCCGUAGCCCCCGCAGAGGCCGCGCGUAGACUGCAGAACCCGAUGGAUUUGAUUCUAGACACUACGCCAACAGGACGCGGCGGGAAUAGUACGGAAGGAUCAUCCAUCCUCAACGCAGAUGCGACGAACAGGUCGUCUCUAGGAGGAGAUGCGGCCCAAAAACCAAGAACCAACACCGCUCCCUCGCUGCUCCCGGGUGAUCAGAACAAAGAAUUCUGGGAGCCCAGCCCUUCCUCGCGCGGCCACGGCGGAACAGGUCUACGUGGACAUGACGGUGGCCACAACAUCGCAGACAGCAAGCAGAGCCUGCCACGAACGCCCGCCUCGGCAGCAACGCCGCUGGACCAGCACCUACGACCGGGGAAGAUUUUGAACCAGGGUGAAGAAAAUAAUGAUGGCUUCGACUUCGUCGACUCUACUUCAAAAUUGACCGCGACAAACCUGUUUGCAACGGAUGAAAAUUAUACGGGAAAAAAUCGCGUCAACGUUUCGCCAGACGAUAGAACAAUGUCGCCGACGUCGCAGCGCGGCUUGCACGAUGUGGCACUGGAUGUUGAUUCUCCCGAAGGAAAUCGCCUGCAUUUCGAGCUUUUGCGUGACUCCACCAGGGGGGAUGUUGCUCUAAUGAGCAAGGGCAGCAAGAACGUAAACGAGGCAGAAUUUCCGAACUCCACAUCCGCUAGUACACAACCAGAACUACUCGCCCUCCCUGCCAUCUCGCGGGGCAAUGCGCAUGCUGCACAGCGACGGUUGUGGCUGAUCCUGAUGGGCUUUGGUGCCUGCGCCGUAUGGUAUCAAAUGCAAAUAUGUCUGGGUCUGGAAGAAUGCAACUUGUCAUGCAGAUUUUCCAUGACCCAUAUGGUCUGGAAUGCGGGACCUAGCAUGACAAACUCUGCCAGGUUUCUGUCAUGCCUAUCCUGCCUGAGAAAUCGCCUCCCAACUUGGUCAAAAGUGGACAGCUUUUGGCAUUCAUGCAAUACAGACUUUAGAAUGAUUCAGAGGUAGCAUCACAAGUUACUGUCUUGCAGACCCAGACAUAUUUGCAAUGCACAUGUGGUCGAGCAUAACCAUCGCGGUCUCCUUCACGGGUUUCCUAUGCAUUGCAAAAGUAUCGUACUCGUACUAAUUGCAGUAUACGCAUUACAAAUCUAGUUGUUAACGUAAAUCAGCAUUACAAAUUCAAAUUUGUAUAUGCUGAGCUACUUUGUAUUGCGAUUUAUACUAGUACGAUACUCUUGCACAGGAUAUUUCCUGUUCAGCGACCAAACCAGUUUCCGCAGCAGCAUGGGCGUAGCGCAAUACGUCAUGAUUCUGAGUCUUCUCGGCUACACCUCCGGCCCCAUGGGACUCUUCGUCGACGAAGAUCCGCUAUUGUCCUUGGGGGUAGAUAAAGCUCCUGGCGCUGACAGUGCUGAAGAAAAUGACAGUUCUGGUGCUGGUGGAGGUGGCGCCACCUGA